Pelobates fuscus (common spadefoot toad) is the source of this 3164-nucleotide messenger RNA. RefSeq names its product G protein-coupled receptor 157 (gene GPR157). Gene Ontology annotation, molecular function: cAMP binding; G protein-coupled receptor activity. Gene Ontology annotation, cellular component: plasma membrane. The coding region runs from base 79 to 1101 and encodes 340 amino acids. Lineage: Eukaryota; Metazoa; Chordata; Amphibia; Anura; Pelobatidae. The record is from RefSeq and is a predicted model, not a curated record. Gene Ontology annotation, biological process: adenylate cyclase-activating G protein-coupled receptor signaling pathway; cell surface receptor signaling pathway. The transcript is spliced from 5 exons.
AGGCUCCUCCCUAGUCUGAGCCGGCUGGGGCUGCAGAGAGGACUCGGGAGCUUUGCGGGAGAAUUGCCCUGUGUUUCUAUGGCUUGGAUAGAUAUUCCCAGAGAGAACCUGUAUCUGUCAGAGCAGGUCAUAGUGCUACUGUCCUGCGUACUGUCCUUCAUCGGCUCUGCUCUUAUCAUCUUCACCCAUGUCCGCUGGCCGGAGCUCAGAAGUCGUCCCCGUGAGCUGCUCCUCUACUUAUCUGUGGCUGACCUGCUGUCUGCUGCCUCUUACUUUUAUGGAGUCUUGAGAGACUUUAAUGGACCCAGGUGGGAUUGUGUUGCCCAAGGCGCUGUCUCCACUUUUUCUAACACCAGCUCUUUCUUCUGGACAAUGUCGGUGGCUUUGUACCUCUACAUCACAAUUGUGCAUUCUAAGAAGGCUUUGGCAGACCACAUGAUUUACUGGUUCCAUUUAGUCAGUUGGGGAGUCCCACUGGUGAUCACCGUGGCUGCUGUGUCUUUGCAAAAGAUUGGCUAUGAUGCCUCCUAUGUGUCCGUAGGCUGGUGCUGGAUAAACAUUGACGCCGAGGACAAACUCAUGUGGAUGUUGUUGACUGGCAAAGUGUGGGAGAUCCUGGCAUAUAUCAUUCUGCCUGUGCUGUAUGUUCUCAUCAAGAAGCACAUCGGACGAGCGCAUGCAGCUCUUUCAGAAUAUCGCCCGAUCCUGGCCGUUACUCCUGUGUAUCAGCCCAGAACCAUUGCCGAUAAGAAGCUGGUAUUCAUCCCCAUUAUAUUUAUCUUCCUUCGUGUCUGGAGCACCAUUCGGUUCAUUUUGACUCUGUGUGGUUCCCCGGCAGUUCACAACGUCAUACUCGUCAUUCUUCAUGGUAUCGGAAACACCUUUCAAGGAGGAGCCAAUUGUAUCAUGUUCGUAUUGUGCACUGGGGCAAUCAGGUCGCGCCUUUUGACAUCACUGACCUGCAGGUGUUGCAAGCCCAGUUGGAGUAGCAGUAGUGAAUACAGACAAAUCGAAGAGUCUGUGGAGCCGGAAUUCAACUACGCUUCCACGGAAGAUGCAGGAGAGGGGGUAAAGUGGCCGACCCAUCUGCCAAGGACAUGACCUUGCUCGUGGUGUACAUGUGUCAUGUGAAAACUUCCUUAGGUUGUGCUGGUGCCAGCUUUCAAGACUUAAUUAUACAAAGAAGGGCUUUUAAGACAUGAACCUGAUCAGUUAAAUCGACCCUCUUUUUUUAAGGAGCCUGUAAAAGAACUGUAGCAGACAUUUGAUGAUAAUUAUUAUUAUUAUUAUUAUUAUUAUUUUGACUUGGAAACCAUAAGAGAGCUACACACUGCUUGGGACUCUGCUCUCCAUCCAAAAGUGUGUGUGAAUUUUUUUUAUUGUUUUUGUGUAAUAUGUUUUGGAGUUUUUUUUUGUAUGUUCAAGGACUCUAUGAAAAUAUAGUAUGGACUCUUCUUGUGAUUCUUUUGGAACCAUAUUUCUCGUUUACAAUAUUUACCAUCUCUACUACUAUUGGUAGAGAAGAUACGUAGCAAAUGAACCUGCGCUCUGCACCUAAAGUUUUCCAUACGUGGCCUUGGUUACAUCGAGAUUUGUCCACUUGUAUACAGCUGACAGACCAACCAAUACAAAGAAAGAAGAUUGUAGACUUGGAAGUCUACAAGGUUCCAAAUUCUGGUUUGUGCUGUAAGCUUUGAAAGUCAUUCUCAGGACCUACCAGCAGUUUGUGUUUUCAAAAUCUCCUCCAUUAAAUAAUGUGGGUUCAAUGCUUUGUCAUCCCACUUACGUUUGUGAAAAAUGAACUUUUUGUCACAUAUGGCUCUGGAAACCAUCUGCUGCUGUUCUUCGUAAGGAUCUGCGUUGACAAUCUAUGCCAUUGAACACAUAAUGAAGUGUUAGCUGUGAUAACAACAUACACUGAAACGGUAGUGUGCCCCAAGGUUUACAAAGCAAAGAUGCGUAACUAUAAAUGUUACAAAUAGGUCAUGACGGUGGAAAUAUUGGAAAUUUCCAAUUUUUUCCUACUUAAAUAACCCUUUUUUUAAAAAGAAAAAAAAAAUUGUUUUUCUUGCUGCAAGCUGUUUCUUUUGUAGAUUGGAUUUUCCUUUGUUAAUGGCAGCUGGAGGUCUGUUUAUCCCUAAAUUGCGUUUGGACGAACAGUUCAUGAAUUUGUAGGUUUGGAAUAGAGAACACUCCAAUCAGUUUGCAAACUGAUGACAUUGUUUAUUUAAUAUAUAUUCUAUUCCUUUUUGUUACUUACGAUUUCCGUUCUGAGUACAGGAUUUAAUCAAUUCUCUGUAGUCAUAAUAAAGGGAGGGAUCCUGUAGUCACUAUUACUAUUUCCUCUUAAUGAAUUGGUUAUAGUACCUGGAGUCCCCUUGCCCUGUCUGUCCAUUUAAUGUUAAAUCAUUCGAGCAGCUCAACACUAAAUAAUGGUCCAAUGGCCACCGAUUACUCUAGGUGUGGCUAAGACAGAGAUACCUUGUAGCCAGACACAUUCAUACCAGAAACGUGCACUUUGAUAGGCUAGAAGCAGUCAGCAGACACUUUCAACCCAGCACAGCUGCCCAUUGCUAGUCAGGCUAAUACUGUCUCAUUAGCCCGAACAGCACAGAGGGGAUGAGUUGCUGGGGACUUUCUUUUAGCAUUGAAACUUAAAAACAUUAAAAACUGCCUGACGCUUAAUGACAGUAUGGAAUCAGGAAACUCCACACACUGUAACCACUUCAAUGAGAUGAAGUAGGCAGAGUUCCUACAGUGUCUCUUUAAGUCUUGAAUUAGAUAUUAUAAACAGUCAUAUUUGAAAACAGCAUUAAAAGAGGCUGAACCAAUGGUCAAGUUGAUUGUUGGGUGAUUGCCGAGGAAUUAAGCAUUUGUCAUGUGAAAAAAUAAUUGACAAAUGUGUGAUACAGUUAACUUAUUCCCAGUUUUCAUCUUUUUUGUGAGAAAAUAAUUAUACAAUUGAAAAAUACUAAACUCCACCUUUAGUAAGAGACUUAUGAAUUUGCAUGGCAUUUAUAAAGAUGUAAUUUACGUAUUGUGACUCUGUCCUUAUAUUGGGUGACAAUAACUCCUAAUGUCUUUUUAAACAUGGAGGAGUAAUAAAGUGCCUCUAAUUUUGUAAAUAUUCUGUUUUGUCAGUGGACUGACCAAAAAAAUUAUUA